AUGGUCGACAUCCUCCCCCUUUCGUCCUUCCCCUCGUACAUGAMCCUCCUCCCCGCCGUACAAACAUGCAACAUCACCAACUUACCCGAAAACUACUUUCUCAAAUACUACCUCUACCACGCCCUCACAUGGCCGCAACUCAGCUUCGUGGCCGUCGUGCGACCGCGAACCUCCAAAACCGGUGCUCGGCAGGUGGACUAUGACUACCCCAAAGUCGUGGGGUAUGUACUUGCGAAAAUGGAGGAGGAGCCGUCCGAUGGGGUUGCGCAUGGUCAUAUUACGAGUUUGAGUGUGAUGAGGACGCAUAGACGGCUGGGUAUUGCGGAGAGGUUGAUGAGGAUGAGUCAACGAGCAAUGGCCGAGUCCCACCGCGCACAUUACGUCUCUCUACACGUGCGAGUUUCCAACACAGCUGCCCUACACUUAUACAGGGAUACACUGGGCUUUGAAGUGGAGAAGAUUGAAAGCAAAUACUACGCCGACGACGAGGAUGCGUAUGCCAUGCGUCACGAUCUCACGCCGCUGUGGCUCGAUUGGUCCGAAGACACCACUGAAGAGAAAAAAGCAGUCGAAGAAGGGGAUGAAAAUGCCGAUGAGGGUGAAGCUGUAGGUGAUCUCGGCGCAAAAGAAAAGGAGAAGAAGAUCCGGGUCAAGGUUGGGAGGGGUCUCGGGGUGGGAGAUUUGGUGGAAAGGAAUGAGGCGGCGGGUCGGUAA
This is a messenger RNA of Talaromyces amestolkiae, 714 nucleotides long. RefSeq lists its product as uncharacterized. NCBI's taxonomy places the organism in Eukaryota, Fungi, Ascomycota, Eurotiomycetes, Eurotiales, Trichocomaceae. Bases 1 to 714 code for a protein of 237 amino acids. The transcript is spliced from 2 exons. The record is from RefSeq and is a predicted model, not a curated record. Gene Ontology annotation, cellular component: NatA complex. Gene Ontology annotation, molecular function: protein N-terminal-serine acetyltransferase activity; protein-N-terminal-glutamate acetyltransferase activity. Gene Ontology annotation, biological process: N-terminal peptidyl-glutamic acid acetylation.